AUUCGCAUCCUCUUCUUCUUUUGAGAAGGUACCCAGACAUCCACCCUGGAUGGUUUCAAGAAAUCCACCAAAACCCUAUAAUUUUUAAGUUGAAGCCUAACAAUGCCGGAAUCGAGAGACAGAAUGUCGAGACCUGAAGACAUCGCGGAGUUGUUCCUUCGCCGUCGGUCCGGCAUUCUUGGGAUUUUAGCAGAUGGAUCGGAGAGGAGCUCCAACUUGUUCGGGUCUCCUUCCCGGCGUGAGACUACGACGACGACAACGACGUUGGGUGCACGUGGAGCGACCGGAAUCUUGGCAUCGAGAGGGGGUGGGGUGGGAAGGGGCGGCUUUGGAACUCCAAGAAUCGGAAGUGGACGUGGCCGUGGCCGGGCUGUGUACCGAUCUCCUCUGUUUGGUCGAGAGAAUACCCCGGCAACCGGAAGUGGUCGGCGAGGAAGAGGUCGUUCCGGAAAUUCCGUGUUGCCAUCUUGGUAUCCAAGAACACCUCUUCGUGACAUCACUCAUGUUGUUCGGGCGAUUGAAAGGAGAAGAGCUCGCUUGAGAGAAAUUGACGGUCAGCAAAUCGAUAUUCCAAUCCCCCAGGAUAUUUCUGAUGUUCAUGACCCCAUUUUGCCCCCAUCUAGUGCUCAACUCGAGCAGGAUAUUUCUAUGAUCUCCCCAAGACCAACAAGCGGAAUGAAGCUUGUUCCAAAGACUGUUGGUAAGGUGCCAAAGAUUUUGCUUGAUAUCACCGAUCAGACUGGUGGAGGAUCAGAUUUUCUCACACCCCAGAAGAAACUCCUCAAUUCCAUUGACACGGUUGAGAAGGCAGUGAUGGACGAGCUCGGGAAAUUGAAGCGAACGCCCAGUGCGAAGCGGGCCGAACGAGAGAAAAGGGUACGCACUUUGAUGUCUAUGCGUUGAUUGAAAGAAAUUGUUCGGAUUCAUGGCAACGAAGAUGGAGAAAACAGAAGCCAGGAGAAUUAACAACAAACCUGCGUGGUAAGAUUGAUCAUCCUCUGAUGAUUUCCUUCUCGUGGACCUCUGUGGUUCAUUGAGGCAGAUACCUAUAGAUUCAUAUUUCUUCGUCAAUUUACUUUUCAUUUUAACCUUUGGCUGAAGGUCUUAGUUUAGGAUCAGUAGGCAAUUUUGCUUUUAAUGCCCAGGGUCUUAGCAGUGUAUGCAUUAGUUUCUUUGUACAUAACUGUUGAAUCUCGUCAUCAGUUUCUUUACUUCCUAAGGCCCUUAGGGUUGUGUAGCAUUUUAAAUAAAUGGAUUUUCCUAUAUGAUUUGUGCAUUUGUGUUAA
This is a messenger RNA of Vitis riparia (riverbank grape), 1286 nucleotides long. RefSeq names its product protein POLYCHOME-like. The transcript has 3 exons. Gene Ontology annotation, cellular component: nucleus. The coding region runs from base 103 to 903 and encodes 266 amino acids. Gene Ontology annotation, biological process: regulation of nuclear division; negative regulation of ubiquitin protein ligase activity. Lineage: Eukaryota; Viridiplantae; Streptophyta; Magnoliopsida; Vitales; Vitaceae. The record is from RefSeq and is a predicted model, not a curated record.